UUCAGAGAAUCAGAACACAUCUUUCAGCCAUAGGAAAAACGAUCGGACCCAGCCGCCUCAGCAAGCAAAAGCCAACAACAUCACGUGGACUAUUCUCAUCCUCAAUCCUCAUAACACCCUCCCUGGGUCCCACUCUCAAACUCUUUCCUUUCUUUCACCUCCCUCCCUCUCUCUCUCUGAACACUCUCUCCUCUCCCAAACGAACUCACACCACAAUAUCACAGAGAGAGAGAGAAUCAAGCUUGAAUUCCGAUGGACGAGGUUUCGAGCGGGGCUCUGGUCCCGGCGGUGAAGCCGGAAUCGAGGACAUCGGCGUCCGUCGCCGGCGCCGCGUCGUCGUCGCAGGAUCCGCUUGCCGGGGACGCCGCGGCGGCGGCGGCGGUGGCUGCCGGAGCGACGGAGGUGGACAAGGAUUUCCUCUGCCCGAUUUGCAUGCAGACGAUAAAGGACGCAUUCCUGACGGCGUGCGGGCACAGCUUCUGCUACAUGUGCAUCAUCACUCACCUCCGCAACAAGAGCGAUUGCCCUUGCUGCUCCCAUUUCCUCACCACCAAGCAGCUCUUCCCCAAUUUCUUGCUCGACAAGUUACUGAAGAAAACUUGUGCUCGUCAAAUAUCGAAGACGGCAUCUCCAGUGGAGCACUUUCGCCAGGCGCUGCAGCAGGGCUGCGAAGUUUCAAUUAAGGAGGUAGAUACGCUCUUGGCCCUCCUCGCGGACAAAAAGAGGAAAAUGGAACAAGAAGAAGCUGAGAGAAACAUGCAAAUACUGCUAGACUUCUUGCAUUGCUUGAGGAAGCAAAAAGUCGAAGAGCUCAACGAGGUGCAAACUGAUCUCCAGUUUGUUAAAGAGGACAUAAAUUCUGUGGAGAGACAUAGGAUGGACUUGUAUCGUGCAAAGGAAAGGUACUCUUUGAAGCUCCGGACAGUUGGAGAGGAUUCCAGUGCCAGAAAACCGUGGCAUUCAUUGAUCGACAAGAAUAGUAGCGGUCCUAUCUCCAGUCCUCUUAAUCUUCGUGGAGGAAUGUCCUCUGGGAAUCUUCAAAUUAAGAAAUUGGAUGGAAGGGGUCAAGUAAAUUCUUCGGGACUCCAGAGAAAGGAUUCUAUGAGUGGAUCAGAUUCACAGUAUAUUAACCAAUCGGGUCUAGCUGUUGUGAGAAAAAAACGAGUCCAUGCACAGUUUAAUGACCUUCAAGAGUGUUAUCUGCAAAAGCGACGUCAAUUGGCAAACCAACAAUAUAAUCCACAAGAGAGGGAUAAAAAUGUCAUACAUAGAGAGGGUUACAAUGCAGGUCUUGCAAGUUUUCAGUCAGUGUUGAGUACAUUCACGCGGUAUAGCCGUUUGAGGGUCAUUGCUGAACUUAGGCAUGGGGACCUGUUUCACUCAGCCAAUAUAGUGUCAAGCAUAGAAUUUGAUUGUGAUGAUGAGUUAUUUGCUACUGCUGGUGUGUCCCGGCGCAUAAAAGUUUUUGAUUUCUCCUCGGUUGUAAAUGAACCUGCUGAUCUGCACUGCCCAGUUGUUGAGAUGUCUACACGGUCAAAGCUUAGUUGCUUGAGUUGGAACAAAUUUGUUAAGAACCAUAUAGCUAGUAGUGAUUAUGAGGGGAUUGUAACUGUUUGGGACGUGAACACUCGGCAGAGUGUGAUGGAAUAUGAAGAGCAUGAAAAACGUGCAUGGAGUGUCGAUUUUUCACGUACAGAGCCUUCAAUGCUUGUAUCUGGUAGUGAUGAUUGUAAGGUCAAGGUUUGGUGCACAAAUCAGGAAGCUAGUGUUCUUAACAUUGACAUGAAAGCAAACAUAUGUUGUGUCAAGUACAAUCCUGGAUCUAGCAAUUACAUUGCGGUUGGUUCAGCAAAUCAUCACAUCCACUAUUACGAUUUAAGGAAUGCUAGCCAACCGCUGCACGUGUUCAGCGGGCAUAAGAAAACAGUGUCAUAUGUGAAAUUCUUGUCUAACAAUGAGCUUGCCUCUGCAUCAACAGACAGUACAUUACGGUUAUGGGAUGUGAAGGAAAAUACGCUGGUUCGAACCUUUAGAGGUCAUUCAAAUGAGAAGAACUUCGUCGGUCUUACAGUAAAUAGCGAGUACAUUGCAUGUGGUAGCGAAACGAAUGAAGUUUACGUCUACCAUAAGGAAAUCUCAAAGCCUGUGACGUGGCACAGAUUUGGCUCGCCCGAUUUGGAUGAUGUGGAAGAUGAAGCGGCAUCUUACUUCAUUAGUGCAGUGUGUUGGAAGAGUGAUAGCCCCACCAUGCUCACCGCCAACAGUCAGGGAACAAUUAAAGUGCUGGUUCUUGCGGCCUAACAUGUUGCAAGAAACUGAUAAGAAAAUGGAGAAGAUGUUAUAUUCAUUUUUUUUUAACCUACGCAGGAUGAGUGUUUUGCUCUUUUUUGCAAGAUGAGCUGGGAUAUAGCUUUUGAUGUAUUAUUGAAUGUGUAAUUAUUCUUGUGUUGUAUAUAUUAUUGAAAUGUAAAAUGGGUGAGUUUAUAGGGCAUGGUUUAUAGUUUGUACUUUUAACGAGCUUUUAGGCAGAUUAAUUACCAUUAUAGUAAAUAGAAGAUUUUUAAGAAUUGAUGACUUGGGCGAACUCUCAACUUUUAGAGCAUUGCUUUCAACAACGGUAUGAUGGGUCUCCUACUUUCAUGUUCUGCCUUAUUCCCCUCACUUCUUGAUUGAUGUAAGCAAAGUUAGCUU
Messenger RNA from Morus notabilis, 2691 nucleotides. Its product is annotated as E3 ubiquitin-protein ligase COP1. Gene Ontology annotation, biological process: proteasome-mediated ubiquitin-dependent protein catabolic process. Gene Ontology annotation, molecular function: protein binding; ubiquitin protein ligase activity. The record is from RefSeq and is a predicted model, not a curated record. The coding region runs from base 253 to 2301 and encodes 682 amino acids. The transcript has 13 exons. Lineage: Eukaryota; Viridiplantae; Streptophyta; Magnoliopsida; Rosales; Moraceae.